AUGCGGUCCCUGAUGCGGUCCCUGAUGUUGUCUCUGAUUCGGUCUCUGAUGCUGUCUCUGAUUCGGUCUCUGAUGCGGUCUCUGAUGCGGUCCCUGAUGUUGUCUCUGAUGCGGUCCCUGAUGUUGUCUCUGAUUCAGUCUCUGAUGCGGUCUCUGAUGCGGUCUCUGAUGCGGUCCCUGAUGCGGUCCCUGAUGUUGUCUCUGAUUCGGUCUCUGAAGCUGUCUCUGAUUCGGUCCCUGAUGCGGUCUUUCAUGCGGCCCCUGAUGCGGUCUUUCAUGCGGUCCCUGAUGCGGUCUUUCAUGCAGUCCCUGAUGCGGUCUUUCAUGCAGUCCCUGAUGCGGUCCCUGAUGCUGUCUCUGAUGCUAUCUCUCUGA
Molecule: messenger RNA, 375 nt
Organism: Knipowitschia caucasica
Lineage: Eukaryota; Metazoa; Chordata; Actinopteri; Gobiiformes; Gobiidae
Source: the annotation of a GenBank genome assembly